AUGGAAUGUAUAGCUGAAAUGUCAGUAUUCAACAUCCACAUGGUGAGUCACAUGGUGCCAUUACAUCAUUCAAAAGUUGUACAUAUAAAACUCAAUAAACAAUGCUGCUAUAUCAGUCUUGAUUCUUGAUUAUCUCAUCAUUCACUUGUGCAAAAAUAUACAAUAUACAUAUAUGUAUGUAUUUUUACUCUUUGUCUCACUUCUUCCUUAUGUUAUAUUUAGGAUUUUCUUGUAAUUAUACAAAAGUAAUUCAAUAUGUGAGCACAUAUGACAUAUUCACAAAAUUUCACUGUAAUGAAAUUGCUAUGAAAAUGUAUCAUGCAUUUUCUAUAUAAGCACUAAAUAUGAACAUUGCAGAUAGAAUAUCAAUGUAGCUAUAAAAUAGACCUCAAAUCAUGUAUCAAUAGAGAAGUAUACCUCAAAAUUGAUUAUAAACUAGUGAUAAUUUCUUUUUUAUCUGAAGAGUAACAAAAAAAGGAUAAGAUAAUAAUUUUAACUCUAAUGUUAAAAUUAUAAUUCAAGAAACUAAAUUAUUAAAAUCUGUUUUAAUCAUGAAGAUAAAGAGUUAUUAGCAUUUUUUGAUUAUGUUUCUAUAGCAAAAAAUAUUUUUUUGCAUUUUUAUUGUUUGACUGUUUUUUGUUAUCACAUAUCUAUUAGAUAUAUUAUUUUAAUAUGUCAAUAAUAGAUUUUUAAUGAAAAUUUAUAACUUAAAAUUAAUAAUUUAUAACUUUUGUUAUUUUGUUUUAUUUAUAAUGAAUGUAAAUUUAUGUUUCAAACAAUUUUGUUUGUUAAACUUUUACCAUUUACAGCUUAAAAAAUUAUAAACAAAAAAAUAUAAAUAAUGUUAUAUAGAUAAUCAAUUUAAUUGUAUUUGUUAUUUAGAAAUACAUUUGAUAUUAAAUAUAAAUUUGUGAGAGAUAUUUAAUGUUAUAAAAUAUUUCAAUUAAUUUUACUUUAUUUAAUUAAUAUUAUUUUGUUUUUUAUGGAUGUAAUAUAAAUAUAAUUAUGUCAUAAUUUAUGAUUUAUUUAAAUCAAUAAUUCAUUUGAUGAAAAAACAAAAUAAAACAAUGUAUAAUGAUUCAAACAAAAUUAGUUAUGAUUGAAUUUCUUUACUGCAGUAAAAAUCGUUAAAAAAUAUAGGGGAAUAGAGAAAUUUCCCUAGAACAAACAAACAAAGAAAAAAGGAUACAAGUAGUACUAUACUUUUAAAGCGACAUUCUAGUUUGAUUAGCUGUUAUAUAAAACCAAUCAGCUAAAUUAAUACAUUAAUACUAUAUAAUAAUUUGUUCGAAAAUUACAAAAAGAAAAUAAUUGAUGGUCGAGAAUAAUAAUAAAUAAUCAUUAAUUAAUAUUUUAUUAUGAUUUGCAAAAGUAUAUGCUUUAAUAAUGAUAGAUGUAUUAUUAUUUAGAGAGCACAAGAUGGAUCAUUGUGAUUGGUCAUUGCAGAUAUAAAAAAAUUUAAUUUACUUCCAAGUUAGCUGUGUUAUUCAUGUGAACGCUUCUUAUUUUGAGAUAAUUGCAAUAUGAAAUAAAAUCGAUCCACAAUAUAAAAAGAUAAGAACUAUAUUUGGACAUUUGCACGAAUUAUUCAAGAAAAACGACAUUUAAAGUUCAUAGAUCAAAUUGAAUAAAAUUUUCGCAUUUUUCUCUAUGAUUGACCAACGAUAGAUUGGAAGAUUCUAGAAGAAAAUCAACCUAAUAUGUACAUAUUUGAUCUGCCACAUGCAGUUCUGUGUCAACGAUAUAAUGAUAUGAUAAUAUCAAUAUCAUUUUCUUGAAUCAACUUGUAUCAUUUUGUUUGACAUAGUUCUCUAAUUCACCGUUGUUUAAGCGUAGAGGACGCUAAAAAACCAGCGUUGUUUUUCUGGUCGGUACUUCAGAUCUUGGGACACGAAACUCCAUUUGAUGUCGGGUCUAUACAACACCAAAUGGGAGUUGUAUUAGUUUUUGUAAACAGUUUAGGGAGUAAUGAAAUUUCCACAUUGAAAUUAACUAUGCAAGACAAAAAAGAUUUGGACAAGUUUACCAGAUUUUUGGCAUUGAAGGCCGCGCAAAUAAUUAUACAGUCGAGGUCAGGUGAAAAGGUCAGCACAAAGUGCAAGCCAUAUUCAUCUGGAACAGAUUGGUUCAACCUUGCUGUUCACGAAGUACCAGAAGUUUUGUCUGAAACUAAAAGACUACUAAUUGGAGAGAUAGUAAAUUCAACAAUACCUCUUUGCAUUGAAAUCUCAUUAAAAACUGUUGACAAUGAAAUAAUGGUUUUGGAGGCAUGGAGUUUAGGUAUAUUACCAGAGCAAAGUGAUCCUACUAUGAGAGUAACAUAUACAAUAUACAACAGAAUGGGUAUUUUACUCAAAUCAUUACUGUCUGUAUCAAGAAUUACUCCAGCUUAUAAAUUGAGCAGAAGACAAGGCCCAGAUUCGUUUAUUAUUUGUUAUAGAAUUUAUAUGGGAGAACCUCAAUUACAUUCACUAGGUGAUAAUUAUAAAUAUGUUAGGGUGGGUCAGUUGUGUACACCAGUAGGGACAAUUCAUUUGUCAGUAUCAUAUAGGACAAAAAUGACUAUAUCUCCAACUCAUACAGGUCGUGAUUCAAUAAUGUUAAAAAGUGAUCAUUUUCAUUCUGACUUGAGUCCUCGUCAUGCUAGGUAUCAACAAAGCGAGGAAACGUCAAAAUCGCUUAGUGAUACUAUCAAAGUUGGAGCAUUUGUAGUCAAUAAGCCUGUUACUGUUAAUGAAGAGGAUUUUGUUAUACCAGAUGUACCUUUUAGUUCUUUACUAACUCCUAGACAAACUUCACCUCCUCCAGCCUCGGCAGUUGAGACUACAAGUACAAAGACUGCAUCAACAAUUAUUGCUGCAGAUAGCAGUAAUGGAAACAAUGAAAGACUUACGAAUGAUAACACAACGUCGAAGUGCAACUCUCAAAAUGGAUCAAGAAGGAGUAGUUGUUCAAUGACUAGUGCCAACGAUGAUUUUAUUAUGGUAGAUUUGAAGACACCGUUUGCAAUAACAAACACCAAUAGCGAUUUAGGAGCGUUUUAUCGUGAAUGUCAAAGUGCACCGCAGCUUCAAGCUUUUAUGGAAGAACGAACACUUGCAGAACAGGUUGGAGACCUUACGAAACAGUUGGAAACAUUUGAAACGAAUAUGCGGCGGUAUGAGGAUAUUCUAUCGUCAUUAUGUCAAACAGAAAAUAAUAACUAAUCUUAAAAUCACAAUGCAAUAUUAGGUGCUUCAACGAAAAACCAGUAUAUAUUAUCUCGUCAUAGAUUUAUGCGAUUUUCAUUAUAUGUAUCACGAUAUUUCAGCAAAAGCAUUUUUUAACAAAAUGCUGUCACUGCUUGCGACUUAUAAAUAAAUUCAGUUUGACAGUUUAAUACAAAAUUUAUCUAUGAAGCAUAGAAAUAAAAAUAAUUCAUCUGUAUUAUCAAUAUAUGUACAUUUGGUAUAUGUAAUUUAGUGAUAUACUUUUUUUUUCUACAAUUUUCUUUUUUAUUAGUAUUUUCUAUCACUCUAUUAAUAAUCAAAUUUUCUUCGUUUCAAACUAUUUUAAUUUAUUUCUACAACAUAUAUUGUAUAUAUUAUUUUACCAUUUUCACUCUUAUGAACUAUUAUUUCGAAUUUAUUAUAAAGUGAAUGUACACUACUUUUUUUUUUUGAAGAAUGGAUCAAUAAUGCAAAUUAUUGAACAGUGUUAAUGAUAAUUAGUUAAUAUAUUUUGUAACUUCAAUUAAUUUAUUGCUUGUACAUAGUGUAAAUUGUAUUUUAGUGUUGUAAUAUUAAUUGAUGACUAUGAAAGGAUUAUAUAACUUUUUCAUGUUUCAUUAUUCCAAUCACUUAAUUGUCAGGCUGUGCUUGCAAUUUGAAUUCAACUUUUACACUUAAGAUGCUACAUGCAUCCCUACCUACGUUUAUUUAAUCAGUCGAUCUUAAUAAUACAAUACCGCUUGUAGAAUAGUAAAAGAUUAUUCAAGAAUUGAAAACACCAAAAUAAUUUUGUACAAGUGCUUUUCAAUAUUUCAAUAUGAACGUUUUUAUUUGAUAAAAUUUCAAUAUUUAAGUAUUUGAAUUGUUUAAUUUUAUCAAUAUUUAUUAAUUAUUUGAUUUACUUCUUAAAAUUGUAAGGAAUUUCAAACAAGGAUUAUAGUAGCAAAUAUUUUAAUUUAAUAUAUAUUUUUUAAUUUUUGAAUAUAUUGAUAUUAAUUUUUAUAAUACUAAUUUAAGUAUUAAUGAAGAAUGAUUUAUGUAUGAUCUAAAUAUUAAUAAAGGGAAAUGCUCGUUUGUGACAAUGUAAUUCACUUUGUAGAUACGUUGUAAAUUUUUCCAA
Molecule: messenger RNA, 4329 nt
Organism: Heterotrigona itama
Lineage: Eukaryota; Metazoa; Arthropoda; Insecta; Hymenoptera; Apidae
Source: the annotation of a GenBank genome assembly